Messenger RNA from Tribolium madens (black flour beetle), 1174 nucleotides. RefSeq names its product hemicentin-1-like. NCBI's taxonomy places the organism in Eukaryota, Metazoa, Arthropoda, Insecta, Coleoptera, Tenebrionidae. The coding region runs from base 220 to 1149 and encodes 309 amino acids. The transcript is spliced from 6 exons. The record is from RefSeq and is a predicted model, not a curated record. Gene Ontology annotation, biological process: synapse organization. Gene Ontology annotation, cellular component: neuron projection membrane.
GAACCAAACACAAAGCUGUCAGAAUAGAAGCAGUGGUGGUAGUUGAGUCAAACGCACGUGCGUUAAGCCCGCAUCCGCACACACGAUUUUUUUUUAAUUAAGAAGACGGAAUUCUCUCUUCACCUUGAUCAAAUAUAUCCGGAGUAAUUCGCUUAAGCCCUAAUGUGAUGUCAAAAUGAAGUUUCAUUAUGACAAAGCCGGUUUAAACGUAGUUUAAAUAUGAGUGCUGUUUGCAGUGAAGUGUCUUUCAAUGUUUGCAAACUUCUGCAAGUGUGGACGAUUUUAUUAACUUGCAGCACGGUCAUGGAAGGAUACACUUGGACCAGUGGAGUAAAAAGUGUGCUAGACCACAAUGCGGGUUCGUCGCCAGUCUUCGAUGAUUUUACGAUAAGGGAACUCGAAGCCACUGAGGGGCAAACUCUUCUUUUACCUUGCACAGUCAGAUAUCUGGGAGAUAAAGUUGUGUCUUGGAUUAGAAGUAGAGACUUGCACAUCCUCACGUCCGGUCCUUUUACGUUCUCGAGCGACAGCCGGUUCGAGGCAGUGCCGUCGCUAGGAGGGGACUUCUGGGGGCUUCGGAUAAGAGGAGUUCACUUAUCCGACGCUGGUCAAUACGAGUGUCAAGUCAACACCGACCCCAAGAUGAGUCUCGCUCUCAACCUUUCAGUUUCAGUUUCAGGCGCGCGCAAGUUCGAAAGCUCCAGAUGGCUAGGCCAAGCUCUAAUAAAAGGUCCGAGGGAAGUUUAUGUCCGAGAUGGGUCCCUGGUGACCUUCACAUGUGAAAUAUCUCCUUUAUCUACGCCACAAUCUGGAGGUUUCAUGAGCGCUAAACCGAAAGUGCGCUGGUUGCACGACAACAAAGAACUACUCUUUGAACCGAGUCAUUCUCACAUCUCCACCAAGACUCUCUUCGAAGAAUCAAGUCGGAAAGUGAUUGGCAUACUGAAAAUUUCUAAAGCGUCCUGGAGAGACAGCGGACAAUACACCUGCCUCCAAAUGUCAGUCAAAUCAGACUCAAUCAAAAUGUUUGUCGUUGAAAGUGAACAUUCGGAGGCAAUGCAACGGGAUUAUCCAGUACAGUCGUGUGCAAGUAAAUGUCUGCUUCAUUUAGGAUUAGUACUCUUAUUCACACUGUAUUAUCCAACGUAAUUAUGUAAAUAAAUAUUUUUUUAAA